AUGCCGCAGGGCGAGACAUUCCAUCGAGCGGUCUCGAAAGUUCUAUUUAUUUCGCAAAUAUAUGGCCUGCUGCCGGUGAGCAAUGUGCGGGCUUUGGAUGUGUCCGAUAUCCGGUUUCGUUGGUUUUCCCCUCGCAUUUUCUACUCCUGCCUCAUUUUAAUCCUCAAUCUUUGUGAAUUUGGAACCGUGAUCAACUAUGUCAUCAAGGUGGCCAUUAACUUUCACACCUCCAGCACGCUUUCGCUGUAUAUUGUCUGCCUUUUGGAGCACCUCUUCUUCUGGAGAUUGGCCAUUCAAUGGCCCAGAAUUAUGCGCACCUGGCAUGGAUUGGAGCAGCUCUUCCUAAGGGUUCCUUAUAGAUUCUACGGGGAGUACAAGAUGAAAAAGCGCAUCUAUAUUGUAUUUGCCAUAGUCAUGUCAUCGGCUUUGGUGGAGCAUUGUCUCCUCCUGCUCAACUCAUUUCAUCUAAGCAAUAUGGAACGCACCCAAUGCAAAAUCAAUGUUACCUACUUGGAGAGCAUCUACAAAUGGGAGCGUCCCCAUCUUUACAUGAUCCUGCCCUAUCACAUUUGGCUACUGCCCAUUUUAGAGUGGGUUAACCAGACAAUUGCCUAUCCGCGCUCCUUCACCGAUUGCUUUAUCAUGUGCAUUGGCAUUGGUUUGGCUGCCAGAUUUCAUCAGCUCUAUCGCAGAAUUGCUGCUGUUCAUAGGAAAGUAAUGCCAGCGAUUUUUUGGACAGAAGUAAGGGAACAUUACCUGGCCUUAAAGCGACUUGUGCAUCUUUUGGAUGCAGCAAUAGCUCCACUGGUUCUCCUGGCCUUUGGCAAUAACAUGUCCUUUAUUUGCUUCCAGUUGUUCAACAGCUUCAAAAACAUAGGAGUUGACUUCCUGGUGAUGUUGGCCUUUUGGUACUCCCUAGGUUUUGCCGUGGUCCGCACUUUGCUAACUAUUUUUGUGGCAUCUUCUAUAAAUGAUUACGAACGAAAGAUUGUCACGGCUUUGCGGGAUGUGCCCUCCAGAGCUUGGUCCAUAGAGGUUCAGCGCUUUAGUGAGCAGUUGGGAAACGAUAUGACAGCUCUUUCUGGCAGCGGAUUCUUCUACCUCACCCGCUCACUUGUCCUGGCUAUGGGCACCACAAUUAUCACCUAUGAGCUCAUGAUAUCGGAUGUCAUUAACCAAGGUUCCAUCAGGCAAAAGACUCAAUACUGCAGGGAAUUUUAGAUCCCG
Messenger RNA from Drosophila rhopaloa, 1227 nucleotides. It is a transcript of the gene Gr64b, whose product is annotated as gustatory receptor for sugar taste 64b. Gene Ontology annotation, biological process: detection of chemical stimulus involved in sensory perception of taste; sensory perception of sweet taste. Gene Ontology annotation, molecular function: sweet taste receptor activity. The transcript is spliced from 7 exons. Gene Ontology annotation, cellular component: membrane. NCBI's taxonomy places the organism in Eukaryota, Metazoa, Arthropoda, Insecta, Diptera, Drosophilidae. The coding region runs from base 1 to 1221 and encodes 406 amino acids. The record is from RefSeq and is a predicted model, not a curated record.